Lentinula edodes (shiitake mushroom) is the source of this 837-nucleotide messenger RNA. RefSeq lists its product as uncharacterized. Bases 1 to 837 code for a protein of 278 amino acids. Gene Ontology annotation, biological process: transcription initiation at RNA polymerase I promoter; nucleolar large rRNA transcription by RNA polymerase I. Gene Ontology annotation, molecular function: RNA polymerase I cis-regulatory region sequence-specific DNA binding. Gene Ontology annotation, cellular component: nucleus; RNA polymerase I upstream activating factor complex. Lineage: Eukaryota; Fungi; Basidiomycota; Agaricomycetes; Agaricales; Omphalotaceae. The record is from RefSeq and is a predicted model, not a curated record. The transcript is spliced from 3 exons.
AUGGGCUACAGCUUUGAUGACUUAGAGCCGCUCGUUCGCCAAAUUCUGUCAGCCCCUGGAACUGAUCUCACAACUAUAAGCGCUAAGCGCGUUCGACGCGAACUACUUUCUCUGGAUCCGUCUUUAACCCCCGAGUUCGUCAAAGCGAAUAAGCUGGACGUCGAUGCUGUUAUCACGAGAGUCUUCGGGGAAGUGAGUGCCGCACAAAAUGGAGAGGUCAUUGACGCCCCUGAAGAACCUGUGACCGCGUCAAGGCGAUACAACUCUUCGGAUCAGGAGGAAGCGGAGCAAGAGGAGGAGGAGGAGGAUGCUGAUGAUGAUGAUGAUGAAGCUGAGCACAUGCCAAAAAAGUCCAGGAAAGGGCCGAAGAAGGGACUGAGCGACGCGGAACUAGCGCGGCAGUUGUCCAGUGAAAUCAACGGUCGCUCAAGCACAAGAAGGAGUACAGGGAAGGGUCGUGCAGCGAAUGGGACUCCGAAAAAAUCUAGAUCGAAGAAGAAAAGUGCUACAACAAUUGAUUCUGACGAUGAAGAUACUGGCGAGGAAGGAGGGAAGAAGACGAAGAAGAAACGCGCGGGCGGAGGCGCCGCUAAGGGUGGGUUUGCAAAAGAAUAUACUCUGAGCGCACCGUUAGCUGCACUCUUACAAGUGGACAAACUGUCUCGUCCCCAAGUCGUAAAGCAGCUGUGGGUUUAUAUAAAGGAGAAUGAGCGACAGAACCCAGAUAACAGGCGAGAAAUUCUCUGCGACCAGAAUCUGAGAGCGAUAUUCAAUGUUGACAAGAUAGACAUGUUCAAAAUGAACAAAGUUCUUGGAUCUCACCUCCAUGAAGACUGA